This is a messenger RNA of Schistosoma curassoni, 555 nucleotides long. The record is from the annotation of a GenBank genome assembly. NCBI's taxonomy places the organism in Eukaryota, Metazoa, Platyhelminthes, Trematoda, Strigeidida, Schistosomatidae.
AUGCGGGAAUACAAGCUGGUUGUGCUUGGCAGUGGUGGGGUUGGGAAGAGUGCCCUUACUGUUCAGUUUGUGCAAGGGAUUUUUGCUGAAAAGUAUGAUCCAACUAUCGAAGACAGCUAUCGGAAGCAGGUUGAAAUUGAUUCCCAACAAUGCAUGCUAGAGAUUCUCGAUACAGCUGGAACUGAGCAAUUCACAGCAAUGAGGGAUCUUUACAUGAAAAAUGGUCAGGGGUUUCUGUUAGUUUACUCCAUCACAUCACAGGCUACAUUCACUGAUCUCAACGAUCUGAGAAAACAAAUCCUUCGUGUCAAAGAUGUUGACGAGUUUCCACUAGUUCUGGUUGGAAAUAAAUGUGAUUUGGAAGAUGAAAGAAGUGUGGGUACCGAACAGGGAAGAAACUUGGCAAAUGAGUGGAAGUGUCAUUUCGCAGAGACUAGUGCCAAGACUAAAUCUAAUGUAAAUGAGAUAUUUCACGAUCUUGUUCGUCAAAUUAAUGCGAAGACACCCAAUCCUGCAUCGAAGUUGUCGAAGAAAUCAAAAUGCUGUUGUCUGUGA